Gadus macrocephalus (Pacific cod) is the source of this 4326-nucleotide messenger RNA. RefSeq names its product CCR4-NOT transcription complex, subunit 4a (gene cnot4a). Lineage: Eukaryota; Metazoa; Chordata; Actinopteri; Gadiformes; Gadidae. The coding region runs from base 305 to 2842 and encodes 845 amino acids. Gene Ontology annotation, biological process: protein ubiquitination. Gene Ontology annotation, cellular component: CCR4-NOT complex. The transcript is spliced from 13 exons. Gene Ontology annotation, molecular function: ubiquitin-protein transferase activity; metal ion binding; RNA binding. The record is from RefSeq and is a predicted model, not a curated record.
CCAAUUCCCUCCUCCCUAUUUUAAUGCUAGCUAAGAUGGUGGUUUGAGCGUCAACUUGUCUCUACAAUAUCAGGACCAGAAAGGGGGCAAAACAACCCUGUCGACUUUUUAAUCAAAACCGAACGAUAAACCCAAGAUCAACCUAAGUAUCUACUCAUAGAAAACAUUGACAUUUCACCCACAUUGGCUCCAGGUCCCCGCCCAACUGAGUUUGACUCCCUUGAAGUGGAACCCAUAGCUAAACACAGACAGGCCCUGUGCUGUGGUUCAACACCAACAUCGCCCAUCCUUGCCGUGCCAUAGAAUGUCCCACAGCCCCAAGAUGAAGGAUGACCCCAUGGAGUGUCCCCUGUGUAUGGAGCCGCUGGAGAUCGACGACGUCAACUUCUUCCCCUGCACCUGUGGCUACCAGAUCUGCCGCUUCUGCUGGCACCGCAUCCGCACCGACGAGAACGGCCUCUGUCCCGCCUGCAGAAAGCCGUACCCAGAGGACCCCGCCGUGUACAAGCCCCUCUCACAGGAGGAGAUCCAGAGGAUCAAGAACGAGAAGAAGCAGAAGCAGAGCGAGAAGAAGCAGAAGGUGACCGAGAACCGCAAGCAUCUGGCCAGCGUCCGAGUCGUCCAGAGAAACCUGGUGUUCGUGGUGGGCCUCUCCCAGCGCCUUGCUGACCCUGAGGUUCUUAAAAGGCCCGAGUACUUUGGGAAGUUUGGUAAAAUACACAAAGUGGUCAUCAACAACAGCACAUCUUAUGCGGGUUCACAGGGGCCUAGUGCCAGUGCUUACGUCACGUACAUCCGGUCUGAAGAUGCCUUAAGAGCAAUACAAUGUGUCAACAAUGUGGUUGUGGACGGUAGAACGCUGAAGGCCUCUUUAGGAACCACAAAAUACUGUAGUUACUUCCUUAAAAGUAUGCAGUGUCCCAAACCAGAUUGUAUGUAUUUACAUGAGUUGGGGGAUGAGGCAGCCAGCUUUACUAAAGAAGAGAUGCAGGCGGGAAAGCACCAGGAAUAUGAGCAGAAACUUCUUCAGGACCUCUAUAAAAUGAACCCUAGCUUUCUACAACCCCCCAUAUGUGCAACAGAGAAGUCCAAAAGUAAAGCAAAUUCCACUCAAAGCAGAACCAACAAUGGCAAUGGAAAGGAUGGCUGGCCAACACUGUCGGGGCAUAGCAAGCUAGCCAAUGGGCUUUCAGAAGACCGCAAGUCCCCGCCCCUUUUAGACUAUUUAGAUCAGGAGGUUCUUGCGGUAGAUGGGUUGGACACUACAGACGGGCCGGGCCAUGGCAGCGCUAUCUCUCCCUUCUCCUCCAACUGCGACAGUAACAGUCCCAGUGAAAAGCCUCCAGAACCAAUGAGUAUAGUGAACGGAGAGACUUUACAACAGAUGGCGUGCAGCGACUCCCCGUCCCCCCCGCCGGGCCUGUCCAAGCCGGGCCUGGUGGUGCCCGUGAGCGUGGCGGACAUGGCCGCCCGCUCGCCCUUCGAGGGCGCGGCCGCCGAGUCCCAGUCGCUCUUCUCCGACAACAGCAACUUCCGCCACCCCAACCCCCUCCCGGCCGGCCUGCCCCCCUUCCCCAGCUCCCCCCGCAGCAGCGCCGACUGGCCCAUGACCCCCGAACCACAGAGCCUCUUCGCCUCAGAUACGAUACCCGUGUCCUUCUCCACGGACUGGCAGGCGGCCUUCGGCUUCGGCGCCUCCUCAAAGCAGCCGCAGGACGACGACCUGGGCUUCGACCCCUUCGACGUCACCCGCAAGGCCCUGGCCGACCUCAUCGAGAAGGAGCUGUCUGUUCAGGACCAGGGCCCCCUCUCCCCGGGGCCCCAGAGCCACGGCCUGCUGCCCCCGCACCUCAACAACAACCACCACCACCACCACCAACACCCCCCCCACCACCACCACCACCCCGCCGCCUCGGCCUCGGCCUCCCUCCACCACUUCCCCGUGGGCCCGCCGCGCCUCUCCCAGCUCCACCACAGAACCAUCUACAGCUCCUUCAGCUUCCCCGGGAGCCAGGGCAGCCCGGCCGGCCAGCCCCAGCCGUCCUCCAGGCACCCCUGGAUGGCGGGCCUCCCCGCCGCGCGCAAUAACCUCGCACACUUGAACCACUCGGCCAGUGCUGCCUCACACAGUAACUUCCUCGACCUCAACCUGCCCCGUCAGCACAGCACGGGACUGGGAGGAAUCCCCAUCUCAGAGAACAGCAGCUCUAUAGACGGACUAAACGUCAAGGAGUGGCAGGACGGCCUGAGAGCACUCCUGCCCAACAUCAACAUCAACUUCGGGGGGCUGCCCAACUCCUCGUCCUCCUCGUCCUCCUCGUCCUCCUCCUCCAACAGUGUUAACCACAUCGGUGGGCCGGCAGGGCCCGCGGGCAUCUCCCACAGCCUCAGCUGGGACGGCACGUCCAGCUGGAUGGACCCUGCCAUCAUCAAAGGUAUUCCCGCCUCGGCAGGAAACGGCUCCGACAGCCUCCCGGACGACAACCCCCCGCACUGGCUCAAGUCCCUGCAGGCGCUCACGGAGAUGGACGGGCCGCCCAGCUCGGCCUCCGCCCAGCCCCUCCGCAGCGGCCUUCUGGACGGCCUCAACCACCACCACCACAACCCCCACCACCCCCACCCCCUCCAACAACACCCCCACCACCACCACCACCACCACCACCAGAACCACCUGCCCCUCCACCACAGAGCUGCCGGCGGCUGGGCCCCCUACCUGCCCUCUGCCACGGCCAGCCCAGGCAGCCAGUUCCACUCCCCACCCCCGGGCUUCCAGACGGCCUUCAGACCCGCGGGCCAGCCCAACACAGAGCUGCUACAGAGUGCCGCUGUGGACCGCCACUGAUCACAGACUACAGCAGAUACCCCCCCAACCCAUCCACACACCACCAUAUACGCCCCCCCCCCCCUAACCCCAGCCUCCCCGCCCUCGUGACGCAAUACACACACACCACACCACACACACACACACACAGAGAUGCACCGUAGUGCAUAUUACCGCAGUGAUUUAACAGAAAUAACAACAUGCUCUUUACUUUAAUUUCCUCAUUCCUCCUUGUUUUGUUUGUCCAGCCGUGAGGCCUGUCUGGGCUUCUUUGUUUGUUUUGGGGACGCGUGAGUUACUGAUAUGCUUGUGUCGGCUCGCGCCAGCUCUCUUUACACCCCCAGCUAGUGCUGGGGCGAGGGGGAGUGGGGGCGAGGUGGAAAACUACCGGUUAAUAUCGCUAACCGACGUGAAAGAGCACUAAUAGAAGUUGUAGCAGAGAGAGAGUGAGCGAAAGAGAGAGAGAAAGAGGGCGUGCACCAGCAGGCGGUGACGAGAGAGUGAACGUAAGAGUUGUCUGGUCAAAGAAGAAGCUGAACUAGGCCGUGACAGGAGCUCUGUGAGAGUAACUAACGACUAAGCAUGAACAAAGAGUAAGUUUUUCUGAAAGUAAAAAAAAAAAAAAAAGAGUCACGACGACGUGUGAGGAAUGAAGCAAGCUGUGAAAUCUUCUCUUGAAGCUUUGCCCCAAAGACCCUCGCACGGCCUACUGUAACGAGCGACUGUGAAACAUUUCACUGCACCCGCCCCCCCCCCCCCCCAAACCACCGCCCCUUUGCAGACCUGAUCGUUAUGUUCAGGGCGAGUGAGGGAGAGAAAGACAACUAGUUUGCACUUAGCCUUCUCUUAAUUUUCAACAUUUAUUCUUUAUUUUUUUAAAUGUUCAAAGCAAAGUAGGGGAGGGGCCGGCGAUGCUGCUGAGCGCAGCUCACAAAGUGAACGGGGAGUCAAGGGCCACAGGCUAUGCACAGGCUCCCUGUGUGGCAGGGACCCCCACGUGCGAGGGUCCCCCCCCCCACUGCCUUCCCCGGUCGGAGGGAAGAGACGUGUUAUUGCUGAACCUCUGUAUCAGAGGGUGGAGCGUUGCCCGGCGCUGGGCAGAGCCAGGGCAUCGGAGGAAGGAGAGCGUAGAGAUAACGACUGACACCCCGAACACUAGGGCCGGACUAGAGCGCCGGCGGGAGCCACUGUGUGGGGCCCGCCGUACCGAGUCACCGGCCCUUACUACUAGGGACCGGUCACCAGAAGAUACAGGAGGGAGGACUAGACGGAUGUACUGGAGACUAAGGAGGAUAGCAAUAGAGUGAACAUGUAAUCCCCCCUCCCUGCCUCCCAUCGUCCCGUUCUUUUGUCCCACCCACAAGUGCUUACACGAGGCCUUACAAAGAAAAGAUGAGAGAAAUGUGCUUGUGGGACUGGAAGCUUUGUUUAUAUAUCUAUGUGUAAAUAGAUAUAUGAUGAGCUCCAUGAUUGUGAAAAAAAAUUGAUAUUAUGCACUUAUUGAG